UAGUUCCGCCACUAUUAGACGCGGCACCCGAGAGUUGUGACGCCAUAUGUCGUGAUCACCGACUACCCGCUGCCUGAAAAUGACCAGACUCACCAACACUGACUUUGAUACCCAUGUUUGUAGUACCAGCCAGCCAGCAUGGUCACGUCUACAGCCCCUCCAAGUUCGUGGUCGAUGUAUGGCUCGUGAUUAUGAAGUAUCUUUCCGUCUUGGACAUCAUAAGGCUUGGAAGUACAUGUCGAACAUUGCACGAAUUUGCCUCAUUACGACAUGUCUGGCGCGACGUCCUCUUUCAGCAUCGUUUUCUUGACCAGUGCUACCCCCAUCUGCGUUCAUGCACUGCGGAAGACAUUCGUCACCAGCUGAAAACCGCUGCCCGACUAGACCACAUAUGGACACAGCCUAGCAUUGUCCCUAAGCAUCUUUACACGUUCCCACUAGAUUUCCCGGGUGUAUUUCAAGGUCUCAAAUUUCUUCCGGGUGGGACAUGGCUAGUAUUGCUCUUCCACUGUCGAAAUCUCAACCCUGCUCGACAUUCCAACUUGUGCUUAAUGAAACCAAACGCGGGGCCGGGAGCUGUAUUUCCUGCUGCAUCUACGACCUUUCAGAGCGAGAUUUGCUGGCUCCCCUUCCUCGACCAAGACGGUCCAUAUAAAUCGUCUCGUGGUGAUGAUCUCAUGCUACUACGAACCAAGUGCAAUGACGGGUGCGAUAUAUCCUCAGGGGCCCAAUUCCCCAUACUCACCAACUCCGACUAGAUCCAACACCUUCGCAAUCAUG
Suillus subaureus is the source of this 780-nucleotide messenger RNA. RefSeq lists its product as uncharacterized. Lineage: Eukaryota; Fungi; Basidiomycota; Agaricomycetes; Boletales; Suillaceae. The record is from RefSeq and is a predicted model, not a curated record. Bases 114 to 758 code for a protein of 214 amino acids. Gene Ontology annotation, molecular function: protein binding. The transcript is spliced from 2 exons.